Molecule: messenger RNA, 2944 nt
Organism: Limanda limanda (common dab)
Lineage: Eukaryota; Metazoa; Chordata; Actinopteri; Pleuronectiformes; Pleuronectidae
Gene: tarbp2
Product: TAR (HIV) RNA binding protein 2
Exons: 7
Coding region: 131-1186 (351 amino acids)
Biological process (GO): regulation of miRNA processing; regulation of siRNA processing; regulation of viral transcription
Cellular component (GO): RISC-loading complex
Molecular function (GO): siRNA binding; double-stranded RNA binding; pre-miRNA binding
Source: RefSeq, a predicted model, not a curated record
GGCGCCUCUUCUGCUCUUCACAUGUCUCCUGGCCGUGGAACCUCCGUCCUCUGCUAGCGGGGUCUCCGUCCGGCUCUGGGGGGGAUUCGCGGAUCCGAAACCGACCGGCACCGUCUGCGGGAAAUAGGGAAUGAACGACGAGACAGCCCCGGACAGCUGGAAGAAGAACUCCGGGUGCUCCAGUAUUGAGCAAAUGCUGGCUGUGAAUCCCGGAAAGACGCCGAUCAGUCUGCUGCAGGAGUAUGGAACGCGGCUAGGCAAGACCCCAGUGUAUGACCUGCUGAAGGCCGAGGGACAGGCCCACCAGCCCAACUUCACUUUCCGUGUUUCCGUUGGAGAGAUCAGCUGCACCGGCCAAGGGCCCAGCAAGAAGGCGGCCAAGCACAAAGCAGCCGAGGCUGCUCUGAAGAUGCUACAAGAGGAACUCGAGGGUCCCACUGUCGUCGGUGUUGGAGUAGAAGGUAUUAUUGCGGUUGAAGUGUCUACUGAUGGAGACAGCUGCAAGACAGAGAUGAAGACCUCAAGCAGUUCUCAGCAGUCUGAGUGUAACCCCGUGGGGGCUCUGCAGGAGCUGGUGGUGCAGAAAGGAUGGCGCCUGCCAGAGUACACGGUCACUCAGGAGUCGGGUCCUGCACAUCGAAAAGAGUUCACCAUGACCUGCAGAGUCGAGAGAUUUGUGGAAAUCGUCUCCGGUUCAUCUGCAGGAAGUGGAACGUCCAAGAAAUUAGCCAAGAGAAACGCAGCAGCGAAGAUGUUAUCGCGUAUACACGAUGUCCCGGUCGACCUGAGGACCCCCCACGAGGUGGAUGUGGAGGAUGACACGUUCACCGUGCACACUGGGAACAAAGUUGACUCGGGUAAAAGUAAAAGCUUCAGCUGCACAUGGGACUCUCUGCGUAACUCUGCUGGAGAGCAGAUCCUCCAGCUCCGCAGCCAUCCUCUGGGAAUGCCCUCCGACUCGGACUUCUGCUCCCUGCUGAGUGACCUGUCCGCCGAGCAGAGCUUUGACGUCAGCUACUUGGAUCUGGAGGAGCCCAGCCUGAGCGGCGUGUGCCAGUGUCUCGUGGAGCUGUCCACGCAACCAGCCACCGUGUGCCACGGCUCUGCCCCGAGCAAAGAUGCCGCUCGGGCCAUCGCAGCCCACAAUGCACUGCACUACCUCAAAAUCAUGGCUGGAGGGAAAUGAUGUCAAGUCAUCUUCCUACUCACAGACUCGAACUCGCAAAACUGCACAUUGCCAGGAUGAAUUUCCACUUUGGACGACGGAGGAAACCUUUGUGAUGAGUUCAAAAACCGUGAAUUACCUCAGAUUCGGAGAAACAAAACUUUUCAUGUCCCCCAAGUUUAAGCCCUGGAGCCCGAUUUGGCCACUUUGAUUUCUAAACGUCGCAAGUGAACAUUAAGUUGCCCAAAAAUUCCUGAACACUCCUCUUCUUGCAAAUUAUGAAAAAAUUCCUUUUCAGUCACUUUCAUUUUUGCUUGUCAAUACAAACAGAACUCUUUCUUUUUACCUCAAAUCAAAAAUUUACAAAAAGUCUUUAUCUGGAAUUUUAAAUGGUGCUUUUGUCAAAAACUGGAGACGAAUUCUGGUGCAACUAAAAAAGAAAUUGGUCAAUGGAAUCGCCGAUAUCAUGGAUGGACUCGAAAAAAAUGAACAGCCAUGCCACUGAAACAUGGAGGAAGAGACUCUGCUGAACAAAUAUCAGAGGAGAAUGGUUUUAAAGACUGGCCCCUUUACACUUGAGCUUGUUUGAAUCUCUGAAAAUGUUUUUUUUUGUCCUGUAUGUUAAUCUGAUCCCCUGAAGCUCAAACAGUUUGUCGCUGUGAUGCUCUGAAGGUUUGGCCUGAAGGGUCUGAGUUUCUUUUGACGAACUUCCCCUGUCGUUUUAAAACUCAGAUGAAAUUAACUCUUUGAUUUGUGUCCGGCACAUAUUGGGUUUUGUUUGAAAAUUAACCCUCUCUAAUAAUGUAACACUCUGAUAUUUACUGUAGUAUCGAUCAAUCAAAUUUAGUAGAAUUAUAUGGAGAGAUCAGUGAGCUUGAGUGAUACAAAUUUUUUAUUGAUUUCCCACGUAGGAUCCCUUGGAAGAUGUACACCAAUGGCUAUCAGAGCAUUUUAGGAAUGCUCACAGUGAUCAUGAGAACUCUACAAAAGAAAACUGAGCAUAAUUUAGAAUCUCCUUAUUGGUUCAGUUCACACACAAAUUUUCACAUUUGGGAGUAAAACAAGACAACACAUAAUGUGAUUGUCACAAAUAUUUCCCAGAUUCUCUAUUACCCUGCAUUCACUUUGCAGUCAGACCAAUAAAUAAUACAUUAACUUCUGUGUGAAUCAAAGAGCUGAAAAAGAACUGUGAGUUUUCUGAUAAGGAGAUGUUGUUGUUGUUAUCAAUAGAACGUUAGACAUAACAAUUCGAUUUUUUUUUUUUAGUCAUCCCUCAGACAAAUAAUGUCUUUUGCGCCGUUUCAAAGAUAUGAACUACCGAUUGUUUUCCUCUUUAUAAUUCGUACCCCUGUGAUUACGUUUCUCUUUUCUCCGUCAAUGUGACUGAUUCCUGUGACAUUAUUUAAAAGAACCGUUGACACCUGCGCCUGGGUGUGAACUCUCAUUACCACCCUGGUUACUGCAGUAGCUAAUCUGUCAAUAUACAAUUCAUUGCACUCUGCUGAAAUAAGUAUUGGAAAAGAGUUGGAAACAGUUUGCACUAGUUGAGAAGACAAUGUCCUUUGCACAGAUGCAGGCUGAACAUGUUCGAGUGCAGCGGGUUUUGACGCAACACUGACCUCAUUUUGUCUGAAACGGCAGAUCUGCAUUUUGUUAUUCUGAGAUAAGGAAGUUAUCUCCUGGUUUUAGUGAAUUUUAUGUGCUGACAUUAUUCAAUUUGAGACAGUUCUUUGUCAUAGUAAAAUUGUUGCCCAGUUUAAAAUAAAUAAAGUGUGAGCU